AUGGCUUCUUUUAAUGAUGAUUCAUAUGAAUCAAUUGGUCUAGUUAAACCUGAAGUUUAUGUUUAUAUGAUACCUCCACGUCAAUCAGCAACACGUAAACAUCGUGCAGCUGAUUGGAAAUUAGAUACACCAAAUUUUAUUUGUCGUUUAAAAAUUAUAUCAAAAGGUGAAAAAUGUUUAAUACGUUUAGAAGAUCGUAAUACGGGUGCACAUUUUGCAACAUGUCCUAUUGAUAGUUAUCCAUCAAUUGCUGUUGAAAAUGUUGAAGAUUCUACACGUUAUUUUGUUAUACGUGUACAAAAUGAUAAUGGUCAACAAGCAUUUUUAGGUAUUGGUUUUAAUGAUCGUUCGGAUUCAUUUGAUUUUAAUGUUGCUUUACAAGAUCAUUUUAAAUAUUUAAAACAAGCUAAACAAAUUGAACAAGAAGCUAAACAAACAACUAAUGAUCCAUUACAACAACAACAACCAAAACUUGAUUUACGUUUUAAAGAAGGACAAACAAUUAAAAUAAAUCUUAAAAGUAGUUUACCAGGCGAAGAACAAACGAAAAAAACAAUUAAAAAUACAAAUGAAUCUAUUGUUCCAGGAAUUUUACCACCACCACCAGGUUCAAUAAUUCCAAAAUUAACACCACCACCAGGUUCAACUAUUCCAAAAAUUGUUCCACCACCACCAUCAGCAUCAUCAUCAUCUACAACAGCAACUACAAUUACAACUACAAAUACAAAUAAUAAUAAUAAUAAUGUUCAUUCCGAUUUAAGUUGGAUGCAAUUCUAA
Messenger RNA from Rotaria sordida, 777 nucleotides. Lineage: Eukaryota; Metazoa; Rotifera; Eurotatoria; Philodinida; Philodinidae. The record is from the annotation of a GenBank genome assembly.